CCAGCCAGAAAACAUUAUGUUGUUAGACAAGAAUAUUCCCAUUCCACAUAUCAAGCUGAUUGACUUUGGCCUGGCUCACGAAAUAGAAGAUGGAGUUGAAUUUAAGAAUAUUUUUGGCACGCCAGAAUUUGUUGCUCCAGAAAUUGUGAACUAUGAGCCCCUGGGCCUGGAAGCUGACAUGUGGAGCAUAGGCGUCAUCACCUACAUCCUCCUAAGUGGAGCGUCCCCUUUCCUGGGAGACACGAAGCAGGAAACGUUGGCAAAUAUCACAGCAGUGAGUUAUGACUUUGAUGAGGAAUUUUUCAGCCAGACCAGCGAGCUGGCCAAGGACUUCAUUAGGAAGCUUCUGGUUAAAGACACCCGGAAACGGCUCACAAUCCAAGAGGCUCUCAGACACCCCUGGAUCACGCCAGUGGACAGGCAUCAAGCCCUGGUGCGCAGGGAGUCUGUGAUCAACCUGGAGAACUUCAAGAAGCAGUAUGUCCGCAGGCGGUGGAAGCUCUCUUUCAGCAUUGUAUCCUUGUGUAACCACCUCACCCGCUCGCUGAUGAAGAAGGUGCACCUGAGGCCGGAUGAAAGCCUGAGGAAUUGUGAGAGUGACACAGAGGAGGACAUUGCCAAGAGGAAAGCCCUCCACCCCCGGAGGAGGAGCAGUACCUCCUAACUGGCCUGGCAAUCAGUGGCCACCAGGGAGGCCCAGGCCCAGCGGGGAUCCCUUCUGCACAGACUCUUGGUCCGCGCCCAUCACAAGAUCCCAGGCAUCCUGCAUUCCUGAACAUUUUGCAAGAGAUUUGGGCCUGCAGGAUUCAGACAAGUUUGCAGGGGAGCCUGGAGACCCUGGGAGCUGGAGUUGUUUCUUAUAGAGGAGGCCCCGGCAUUCCCAAAGCUCUUAUUCUCCAUAAAACGGGCUCUCACCUGUCUGCCAACCUCAGAACCUGGGGUGUGGGUAUGGACUUAAGAAAACAAUGUAAAUGAGCAUCAUCAUCAUCAUGGGUGAAGGUCAGACUCAGGCAGAUUUCCUCAUAGGAUGAGGGCAUUCAGAGGCAGCCUGGUCAAAAAUUAUACCAGGAAGACAGAGGCCGUUUCCAUGGGAACAAGACAAGUGAGUGAAAUGAAUCUUGGGGUGUGACAGGCCAAUCCUGUGACCUCCCAGAACCCACAUGGAGUUAGGCUGACCCAACUUGUCAGACCUUCUAAAGCAGCCCAUUGCCAGGCCAAUGUAUUGUAUUUUUUUUCAUUUUUAUUAAACUUCUGGUUUACCUGA
This is a messenger RNA of Hipposideros armiger (great roundleaf bat), 1264 nucleotides long. It is a transcript of the gene DAPK2, whose product is annotated as death associated protein kinase 2. Lineage: Eukaryota; Metazoa; Chordata; Mammalia; Chiroptera; Hipposideridae. Gene Ontology annotation, cellular component: cytoplasm; nucleus. Bases 17 to 664 code for a protein of 215 amino acids. Gene Ontology annotation, biological process: intracellular signal transduction; positive regulation of apoptotic process; protein phosphorylation. The transcript has 8 exons. The record is from RefSeq and is a predicted model, not a curated record. Gene Ontology annotation, molecular function: ATP binding; protein serine/threonine kinase activity.